Messenger RNA from Nycticebus coucang (slow loris), 2652 nucleotides. RefSeq names its product FMR1 autosomal homolog 1 (gene FXR1). Gene Ontology annotation, molecular function: mRNA 3'-UTR binding; translation regulator activity; protein homodimerization activity. Gene Ontology annotation, cellular component: dendritic spine; neuronal ribonucleoprotein granule; axon. Bases 366 to 2399 code for a protein of 677 amino acids. The record is from RefSeq and is a predicted model, not a curated record. Gene Ontology annotation, biological process: positive regulation of protein phosphorylation; regulation of modification of synaptic structure; regulation of mRNA stability. The transcript is spliced from 17 exons. NCBI's taxonomy places the organism in Eukaryota, Metazoa, Chordata, Mammalia, Primates, Lorisidae.
CAGGCAGCGCCUGGGCAGUUCAUCCCGGGCAGCUGGAGGCACCAACUGGAUGGAGCGGAGCGAGCAGCCGGCACCGGAGGGCGGGGACUUAGGGGCGGGUCAGCAAAGGUCGGCGAUUGUGUCGGGAGGCGAAUCGGACGUAGGCGGCGGCGGGCGGAGCCCACGGCAAGUGAUGUAAGGAGCGGAGGGAGCCCACCGGGAAGGUCCGGGCGACACGCUGAGACCCUAGGGGUGGAGGGCGGGGGAACCCAAUCCCCGCCCUGUUUUCCCCGCCCCUCCCCCCGCCUCCUUUACGUCCCUCCCCCUCCUCCCCUCUGGUUGGAAAGUUUCUAGAAUCUCUUCCCAGCGGCCUUUGCGGUUCCAACAUGGCGGAGCUGACGGUGGAGGUUCGCGGCUCCAACGGGGCUUUCUACAAGGGAUUUAUUAAAGAUGUUCAUGAAGACUCUCUCACAGUUGUUUUUGAAAAUAAUUGGCAGCCAGAACGCCAGGUUCCAUUUAAUGAAGUUAGAUUACCACCACCACCUGAUAUAAAAAAAGAAAUCAGUGAAGGAGAUGAAGUUGAGGUAUAUUCAAGAGCAAAUGACCAAGAACCAUGUGGAUGGUGGUUGGCUAAAGUUCGGAUGAUGAAAGGAGAAUUUUAUGUCAUUGAAUAUGCUGCUUGUGAUGCUACUUACAAUGAAAUAGUCACAUUUGAACGACUUCGGCCUGUCAAUCAAAAUAAAACUGUCAAAAAAAAUACCUUCUUUAAGUGCACAGUGGAUGUUCCAGAGGAUUUGAGAGAGGCGUGUGCUAAUGAAAAUGCUCAUAAAGAUUUUAAGAAGGCAGUAGGAGCAUGCAGAAUUUUUUACCAUCCGGAAACUACACAGCUAAUGAUACUGUCUGCCAGUGAAGCAACUGUGAAGAGAGUAAAUAUUUUAAGUGACAUGCAUUUGCGAAGUAUUCGUACAAAGUUGAUGCUAAUGUCCAGAAAUGAAGAGGCCACUAAGCAUUUAGAAUGCACAAAACAACUUGCAGCAGCUUUUCAUGAGGAAUUUGUUGUGAGAGAAGAUUUAAUGGGUCUGGCAAUAGGGACGCAUGGUAGUAAUAUACAGCAAGCUAGGAAAGUUCCUGGAGUUACCGCUAUUGAGUUAGAUGAAGAUACUGGAACAUUUAGAAUUUAUGGAGAGAGUGCCGAUGCUGUAAAAAAAGCUAGAGGAUUUUUGGAAUUUGUGGAGGAUUUUAUUCAGGUUCCUAGGAAUCUUGUUGGAAAAGUUAUUGGGAAAAAUGGCAAAGUCAUUCAAGAAAUCGUGGACAAAUCUGGUGUGGUUCGGGUUAGAAUCGAAGGGGACAAUGAGAAUAAACUACCUAGAGAAGACGGGAUGGUUCCAUUUGUAUUUGUUGGCACUAAAGAAAGCAUCGGAAACGUGCAAGUUCUUUUAGAAUACCAUAUUGCUUAUCUAAAGGAAGUAGAGCAGCUAAGAAUGGAACGCCUACAGAUUGAUGAACAGCUACGACAGAUUGGUAUGGGUUUCAGACCUUCUUCCACCAGAGGGCCUGAAAAAGAGAAAGGAUAUGCCACUGAUGAAAGUACCGUCUCUUCUGUACAAGGUUCUAGGUCUUAUAGUGGAAGAGGCAGAGGUCGUCGGGGCCCUAAUUACACCUCCGGUUAUGGUACAAAUUCUGAGCUGUCUAACCCGUCUGAAACAGAAUCUGAGCGUAAAGAUGAGCUGAGUGAUUGGUCAUUGGCAGGAGAAGAUGACCGAGACAGCCGACAUCAGCGUGACAGCAGGAGACGCCCAGGAGGAAGAGGCAGAAGUGUUUCAGGGGGUCGAGGUCGUGGUGGACCACGUGGUGGCAAAUCCUCCAUCAGUUCUGUGCUCAAAGAUCCAGACAGCAAUCCAUACAGCUUACUUGAUAAUACAGAAUCAGAUCAGACUGCAGACACUGAUGCCAGCGAAUCUCAUCACAGUACUAACCGUCGUAGGCGGUCUCGUAGACGAAGGACUGAUGAAGAUGCUGUUCUGAUGGAUGGAAUGACUGAAUCUGAUACUGCUUCAGUUAAUGAAAAUGGGCUAGAUGAUAGUGAAAAAAAACCCCAGCGACGCAAUCGUAGCCGCAGGCGUCGUUUCAGGGGUCAGGCUGAAGAUAGACAGCCAGUCACAGUUGCAGAUUAUAUUUCUAGAGCUGAGUCUCAGAGCAGACAAAGAAACCUCCCAAGGGAAACUUUGGCUAAAAACAAGAAAGAAAUGGCAAAAGAUGUGAUUGAAGAGCACGGUCCUUCAGAAAAGGCAAUAAACGGCCCAACUAGUGCUUCUGGCGAUGAAAUUGCUAAGCUACAGCGUACUCCAGGAGAAGAAAAGAUUAAUACGUUAAAAGAAGAAAACACUGAAGAAGCAGCAGUCCUGAAUGGUGUUUCAUAAACUGAAGAAGUUCCUAGUUUACAGUUCUUUUACAUUACAUUUACAAUAGCGCUUGUACAAGCUUGCCAAAGAUAGAAUAUGGAUCGCCAGUCUUUACAUCGCACUUUCAGUUCCUCCAUUUGGAAUUCAGAAAGGGGAGGGAUCCUGAAGAAAUCAUAUGUUAAACAUACUUUGACACCUACUGUGUUAUAAAAUAUAUCAUCAGAUGUGCCUUGAGAAUAGUAUAUGUAACAUUAAAAAAAGUUGCUGGCUA